AUAAAGCUCAGUCAGUCUUCUGGUCUUCUGGCCCCCAAUUGUCUCGAGUGUGAGUUAGCCAAGUAAAUUAGCGUCCGUUUUGUCACUUCUUAGGUCCUGUAGCCACUCUGCCCUACAGCGCGGCAACUGACACGUUGUGAUCGAGGGGCUGAGCGGGGAUGAAAAAAAAGAUUCAAGAGGUUGGAGGUUUGCUCGACCUUUCUCCCUCCCCAGUUUUAUUUUUCCCUGUUCGACUUACCCAAUGACGCAUGAUUGAUCCGCAGAAUCGCAUCGCAACGCAACGCGUUCCUAAAGCAACAUUUCCUACCUAGGUAGCUUAGUAUCCAAUUUCAACCCCUCCAGACGGCUAUCUAGCGAUUUCCCAGCGCUUCGGUCAGUGGAGACUGUGCGCCAAACCCCAACCUCUGUGGUAGUCGUCGCGGGGCAUCAGCAGAUUGUGGGCGACUCGUACAACCGCAAGCCAUCGCGUCCUCUUUGGUUUUCUCGCUCGCGACCGUGAAGCAUCAGCUUCUCCCGCGCAUUGAGCUUUCCACCACCGGUUCGAAAACACUCCUAUCUGCGCAAUCAGCCAAAGCGCCUCAACGAAACUAGCCUGGCAGAUCAAGAAAUCACCCGCAGCACCGAACGAACCCGCUGCGACCCUUUUUUUUCUUUCUUUUUCUUUCUCGUUCGGCGUGGAUGCUGACGGACCCAAAGCCUAAAAGCGCAUCCGAGACGAUAAGCGACAAAUCGCAGCAAAAAGAAAGAAUCUCUGAAAAAUCAAGCCACCUCGGUCGUCUGAAAUACUCUUCUUGGUCUCCUUCCUAUAUGCGAUUCUCGAGUCAUAGUGACAAGUCGUCUCCCAACGUCGGCAUCUGCCCCUAACGAUCAUGAACGGAGCAACACAGGCGCUCUCCGGCGUGUCAGAAGUGCCGUUGGCGGAGGAUGCGCAACAACACCAGCCAUCGUCGGGAUCGAACGGGACACCUACAGUGGAAGGGAACGGUGCUGCUACCGCCGCUGCGGCAGCAGCAGCGGGACUGAAGAAACGGAAAAAGGACGCGCUGAAGCCCAUAAUCACGACAGAAAAUCCCGCUCCCACCUCGCAAUCAGGGACCGCCCAUCUCUCAGCCCACUCCCCGACUUCGUCAUCUUCGCACGAUGAUCCCGAGAACACCGCAGACGAGGAGGAUUCGGAGGAUUAUUGCAAAGGCGGCUAUCACCCAGUGCAGAUUGGCGAGAAGUUUAAAGACGGAAAAUACACAAUAGUGCGGAAGCUAGGAUGGGGACAUUUUUCGACCGUCUGGUUGUCGAGGGACAACUCAUCGGGCAAGCACGUUGCCCUCAAGGUCGUGCGAUCCGCCGCUCAUUAUACCGAAACCGCCAUCGACGAGAUUAAGCUUCUCAAUAAGAUUGUGCAAGCAAAGCCAGACCAUCCCGGCCGGAAGCAUGUUGUCAGCUUGCUCGACUCAUUCGACCACAAAGGCCCGAAUGGCACACACGUCUGCAUGGUUUUUGAAGUACUUGGCGAGAACCUGCUAGGGUUGAUCAAGAAGUGGAAUCACAGGGGUAUUCCCAUGGCUCUUGUCAAGCAGAUCACGAAGCAGGUGCUUUUGGGUCUCGACUAUUUACACCGAGAGUGCGGCAUCAUACACACGGAUCUCAAGCCCGAGAAUGUCUUGAUUGAGAUUGGGGACGUCGAGCAAAUUGUCAAGAGGGUUGUCAAGAGCGAGCCAUCAGACAAGGAGAACAACCGGAAUGGGCGGAGACGGCGUAGGACGUUGAUCACUGGCAGCCAGCCACUUCCUUCACCGCUCAAUGCUACUUUCAAUCACGCAAACCUCUUCCCGUCACCGAGUUCACAACAUUCCAGCCUCGGCCAGAUGCUGCACGAUGGCGCAAAAAGCAAGUCAUCACCAUCACCUAGAAGGGAUGGAGAUGAUAAACAGAAGCAAAGAGAGAAGUCAGCAGACUUACUCUCCAGGGAGGUUUCGGGUAUAUCACUCGAUAAGACGGGCGAGAAACGCAAGGCAGACGACAACCACGGUUUCGAUGUUAUCAGUGUCAAGAUCGCGGACCUGGGAAAUGCCUGCUGGGUCAGCCACCACUUUACAAAUGAUAUCCAAACAAGGCAAUAUAGGUCGCCGGAAGUGAUCUUAGGAUCUAAAUGGGGCGCAAGUACGGAUGUAUGGAGCAUGGCAGCUAUGGUUUUUGAGCUCAUCACUGGAGACUACCUAUUUGACCCACAAUCCGGCACCAAGUACGGCAAAGACGACGAUCACAUUGCGCAGAUCAUCGAGCUUCUCGGUCCAUUUCCCAAAUCCCUCUGCUUAUCCGGCAAGUGGUCACAAGAGAUCUUCAACCGCAAGGGCGAGCUGCGCAACAUCCAUCGGUUGAGGCACUGGGCGCUGCCCGACGUCCUGAAGGAGAAGUAUCACUUUAAGGAGGAGGAAGCCAAGCGGAUUGCCGAAUUCCUGCUACCUAUGCUGGAGCUGGUUCCUGAGAAGCGGGCCAACGCGGGCGGCAUGGCAGCUCAUGUAUGGCUGGACGACACGCCGGGCAUGAAGGGGGUUAAAAUCCCUGGCUUGGAUGCCGGCAGUCGUGGGGAAGGGAUUGAUGGGUGGGCCAAUGAGGUACGGAAGCGCUGAAGCACGCUCCCGGAGUUACCACCAUCGUCGGGUUGAUGAUGUGUUGUUUCAUGGACAGAGAGUUUUCUUCUAGGGGAGUUAUGUCGAACCGCAUGUCCGGCCUUUUUUUUCUCUGGAGAGGAAUACUUUUUCACCGUGAAAGAGCUCGGUCCUGGCUGGUAGGCAGUCAUGCCAGCCAGGGCAGGGAACCAAUCGUUAUAAUAGCAUCAGCUUCCUUCUGUCUGGCGGCGUACAUUCAUCAUUUUUUUGUCGUGCCUUUUUUUUUCUGUUUUUUGUUGGAAUAGCAAGACCACUUUCAUGAUCUGUGCAGUUUUGUUUCUAUUGUUCCUUUUACGAUUAGACCAAACACGACAACCAGCGCAACGUAUAGAAGAGCCUAAGCUACAUGCUCGUCUCAACAUCUAACAUGGUGCUCAUAAUGUAGG
Pyricularia grisea is the source of this 3052-nucleotide messenger RNA. RefSeq lists its product as uncharacterized. Lineage: Eukaryota; Fungi; Ascomycota; Sordariomycetes; Magnaporthales; Pyriculariaceae. The record is from RefSeq and is a predicted model, not a curated record. Gene Ontology annotation, molecular function: ATP binding; protein kinase activity. Bases 870 to 2627 code for a protein of 585 amino acids. Gene Ontology annotation, biological process: regulation of mRNA processing; protein phosphorylation; spliceosomal complex assembly. The transcript has 6 exons.